AUGGCGGUAGAUCGGAGAAGCUGGGAAAACAAUGCCAGCGGGAAGAGGCUACAGCUGACCAGGGCUGCAGAGGAUCAAAGGAGCACAGCGGGCAAUCGGAAAAACCUGCUAGGCAGACAGAAUGCUAAGGGCAUCCAAUCAGAUGCAUUUGACUGUCUGGAUCUCCACACCUCCCCCGGUUACUUAAGAAUCAAGGGUCUCAAUGAAGGCAGUGUCAACAUGUCUGUGCUAUGGAUUGCAUUGUUUCUUCUUCAUCAAGGCUAUUCUUUGGUACCAGUGGUCACGGUUCAACUUGGUGAAUCUGUGACUUUGCCUUGUGCUUUCACUGAGAAGUUUCAGAGCACCACAUGGCUUCACUGGUACAAACAGAGUGCAGGAGAUAAUUUGAAAUUAAUUGUAAUGCAACAGAAAAGCAUCAAGCCUAAUUAUGGACCAGAUGUCUCUGCCUCAAAAAUAGAAGCUACAAAUGAUGAAAAAUUCAGCAAUAUAACAAUUCAGAAGACAGUUAUACAAGAUGAGGGAAUGUAUCACUGUGCUCACAUGGACUGGACUAAAUCUACUUGGACCGGGACUUAUUUGUCAAUAAAAGGAGACUUCAGCAGGACAUCGAGAUACAAUGUUCUUCAGAACCCAACCACUGAUGCAGCCCGGUCAGCAAACUCAGAGACUCUGCAGUGUUCACUCCUCUCUGGGUCUGAAGACAAGAUGUGUUCAGGGGAACUCAAUGUGUUCUGGUUCAGAGCCGGAUCAGAAAAGUCUUAUCCAGAUAUCAUCCACAGUAAUGAAAAUGGAUUGCACAACUGUGAGAAGACAUCUACACUGAACACUCAGAGGAAAUGUAGUUACAACCUUUCAAAGAACUUCAGCUCCACUGAUACUCAGACAGUCUACUGCGCUGUGGCAACAUGUGGAGAAAUACUAUUUGGAAAGGGAACUUUAACCAAAGCAGACCAAUUACCAAGUUCUACAGUUAUUAUAACGAUGAGCUUAAUCAUCUUCUUGGCUAUAUCCAUGAUUGUAAAUAUUGUUCUUAUUCUUUACCUAACUCAAAGAUCCCGUUGCAGAGCAUUGUCAGCAAAGAAUACUGUGAAUAAAGUGGAUACUAUUAUUGAAGAUGAAAAGGAUCUAAACUAUGCUGCCUUACAUUUCUCAGAAGAGAAACCAUCAAAAGGAACAAUUAAAAGACAGCUGAAAACUGAAGACAGUGUUUAUUCUCUGGUUGAUGGAUUAAACUGACUAUAAAACAGCACAGUGUUUAUGUACAAAAAUUUGUUUUCUAGAUUACAAUUUGAUUUCAAUGAGAAAUUAGGAAUUGACAAAAUGAGUAUGUAGUCAUGUCUUUGAGAGAAUCUAAAAUUGGUUUUAUUGUAAAAAAUGUUUGCAACAUAGGCCUAAUAGUAUAUUUUUUUAUAUUUUCUAUUAUGUAAAUAUA
Cyprinodon variegatus (sheepshead minnow) is the source of this 1432-nucleotide messenger RNA. RefSeq lists its product as uncharacterized. The record is from RefSeq and is a predicted model, not a curated record. The coding region runs from base 1 to 1236 and encodes 411 amino acids. The transcript is spliced from 7 exons. NCBI's taxonomy places the organism in Eukaryota, Metazoa, Chordata, Actinopteri, Cyprinodontiformes, Cyprinodontidae. Gene Ontology annotation, biological process: response to bacterium.